AUGUUGACCGAGAGUGACACCAUAACUCGAGAUGCUGAGGAGCAGCUGAUGAAGUAUAAGAAGAAGAUCUUAGAACUCGAGGAGACCCUGUCGGCGAUCGGAAGCGAUAGAGGUCGACUCAUUAAUGAGGUUGAAGAAAUGCGGCAUCGAGCGGAACUCGACCGUGAAGCGAUGCAAGAUGCUAGAGCACGCAUUGAAACGCUCGAAUAUGAUCUCGGCGUUGCUGAGGAUCUGGUCAAAGGCGGCGAGAAGCGGGAGGAGAAACUGCGCAGGCGAAGUCGUGUCUCUGACCAGUGA
Molecule: messenger RNA, 297 nt
Organism: Perkinsus marinus ATCC 50983
Lineage: Eukaryota; Perkinsozoa; Perkinsida; Perkinsidae
Exons: 2
Coding region: 1-297 (98 amino acids)
Source: RefSeq, a predicted model, not a curated record